Dipodomys ordii (Ord's kangaroo rat) is the source of this 1557-nucleotide messenger RNA. RefSeq names its product proprotein convertase subtilisin/kexin type 9-like. Lineage: Eukaryota; Metazoa; Chordata; Mammalia; Rodentia; Heteromyidae. Gene Ontology annotation, molecular function: serine-type endopeptidase activity. The record is from RefSeq and is a predicted model, not a curated record. Bases 1 to 1557 code for a protein of 518 amino acids. The transcript is spliced from 9 exons. Gene Ontology annotation, biological process: proteolysis.
AUGUCACUGUGGGAAGAGAGGGACAGCCCCGUGGAGGUGUAUCUCUUGGGCACUAGCAUCGAGCCUAAUCACAUGGAAAUUAAGGGCAUGAUCAACAUCUCUAACUUUGAGAGAGUGCCUGAGGAGGAGUGGCAGAGCACCAGUGUGCCCAGGACACAGGACAAUUGUGUAGGCCAUGGUACCCACCUGGCAGCUCUGGUCAGCGGUCAGAUUGUUGGCGUGGCCAAGGACAUCAAGAUACACAGCCUACGUGUGCUCAACUGCCAAGGGAAGGGCAAGGUCAGCGGCAUCCUCAUGGGCUUGGAGUUUCUUUGGAAAAAGCUGGUCUCCAAUCCCUCCAAGCGCAUGGUAGUGCUGCUGCCCCUGGUGAGUGGGUACAGUCAGAGCAUCAACAAUGCCUGCAAGCGCCUGGCAAGGGCUGGAGCAGUGCUGGUGGCCGCUGCGGGCAACUUUCAGAGCAAUGCCUGUGCCUACUCUCCAGCGUCGGCUCCUGAGGUCAUCACUGUUGGAGCUGUCGAUUCCCAGGACCAGCCUUUCACCCAGGGACCUCUGGGGACCAACUAUGGCUCCUGUGUGGACAUCUUUGCUCCUGGGAAAAGCAUUGUCAGUGCUGACAAGGACUGUACCAUUUGUUAUGUAAGAAAGAGUGGGACUGCGCAGGCGGCUGCCCAUGUGGCUGGCAUAGCAGCCCUGAUGCUCACUGCCCAGCCAAACCUCACUGUGGCUGAGCUGAGGCAGAGGCUGCUCCAUUACUCUAUCAGCAAUGCUAUCAAUGACACCUGGUUCCCUGUAGAACAGCGAGUCAAGACCCCCAACCUGGUGGCUGCACUGCCCCCAAGCACCCAGGAAACAGGUGGACAGAUGUUCUGCAGGACUGUGUGGUCAGAACCCUGGGAAUUCAGGCUGACACAUGCUGCUGAGGCUCACUGUGACCCGGAGGAGGAGCUGCUGGGCUGCUCCAGUUUCUCCCAGAGUGGGAAGCGGCAGGGCGAGCGUGUGGGGAUCCUAGGAAACAGACGCGUUUGCCUGGCAUUUGGAGAUAGUCAGGUUUCUGCGGUGGCCAGAUGCUGCCUGCUCCGCCGAGCCAACUGCAGCAUCCACACAGCUGCUCCCGCCUUGGUGGGGCUGAAGACCUACACCCACUGCCCGGAUCCUGACCAAGUCCUGACAGGCUGCAGCUCCCAUUGGGAGGUGGAGAAUCUUGAUGUCUUCCCACAUACCACACCCAAGAGAGGUACUAAUCAGCCCAGACGGUGCGCGGGACACAAGGAGGCCAGUGUCCAUGCUUCCUGCUGCCAUGCUCCGGGCCUGCAGUGUACAACGAAGAUGUACAGGCCUUUAAGCCCCUUGGAGAAGGUCACCGUGAGCUGUGAUGCAGGCUGGACCCUGACCAGCUGCAGUGCCCAUCCUGAGACCUCAGUCACCCUGGGAGCUUUCCCUGUGGACAACACCUGUGUGGUGAAGCACCAGGAUCCUGAGGAAACAGGAAGGACCAGUGAGGAGUUUGUCAUAGUCACUGCCAUCUGCUGCCGCAUCCAGCCUUCAGGACAAGCAUAG